AUGGCAACGGCGGUGAACAAGACGGCUCAUCCUUUCGACAAACAACGGCUGGAGACGGUGCUGAACCGGAGGUUCUUCUAUGCCCCUGCCUUCGAAAUCUAUGGCGGUGUUGCCGGGCUUUAUGAUUACGGUCCACCUGGUUCCGCACUCCAGGCGAACAUUAUCGCUGAAUGGCGAAAACAUUUUAUCGUGGAGGAACACAUGCUCGAAUUAGACACCACCAUCAUGACCCCUGCACCUGUAUUUGAAACCUCCGGCCACGUCGCUCGAUUUGCGGAUUGGAUGGUAAAGGACACCAAAACCGGCGACGUUCUCCGUGCGGACCACUUGGUCAAGAAUGUAUUGGAGGCACGGCUGGCUUCAGACAAAGAGGCCCGUGGUCUAGCCGCUCAACCCACGAAAGAGGACGAGAAAGACAAGAAGAAGAAGAAGAAAAACGUGAAAGCCGCUCCGAUCAAGUUACCGGAUGAACUUGUCAAUGAAUACGAGCGUAUAUUGGCCAAGCUAGAUGAUUACUCGGGCCCUGAGCUCGGAGAACUCUGUCGCAAGCAUUCCAUCAAAAACCCGGAUACAGACAAUGAGGUCACCGACCCCGUUCAAUUCAACCUGAUGUUCGCUAGCAGCAUCGGUCCGACUGGCCAACAUCCAGGCUACCUCCGACCUGAGACAGCCCAAGGCCAUUUCCUCAACUUUUCACGCCUCCUGGAUUACAACAACGGACGUGUGCCUUUCGCAUCCGCGCAAAUUGGCCGAUCGUUCCGCAAUGAGAUCUCGCCCCGCGCAGGUCUCCUGCGUGUGCGUGAGUUCACGAUGGCCGAGAUCGAGCACUAUGUCGACCCCGAGGACAAGAGCCACCCCCGCUUCGGAGAAGUGCGUCACGUUGUCCUGUCGCUGCUCGACCGUCACACGCAGUCCGCGGGGAGCACGCAGCUCGUCAAGAUGAGCGUCGGGGAGGCAGUGGAUAAGGGCAUCAUUGCCAACCAGACGCUCGGGUACUUCGUCGCGCGGAUAUACAUGUUCCUCCUCAAAAUCGGGAUCAACCCCGACCGGCUGCGAUUCCGGCAGCACAUGGCCAACGAGAUGGCGCAUUAUGCGACCGACUGCUGGGAUGCUGAGAUACAGAACUCGUACGGUUGGACCGAGUGCGUCGGGUGUGCGGACCGUGCUGCGUACGACCUGUCCGUUCACACCGCCAAGACGGGCCACCCCCUCGUCGUCCGGCAGGCGCUGAAGGAACCGAUCGUAAUCGAGAAGGAAGUGCCGGAGUUCAACAAGAAAAAUCUGGGGAAGAAGUUCCUGAAGGACUCCGCUGUCGUGCAACAGAUCGUGGGCGACAUGAACGAGACGCAGCUGCUGAAUCUGAAGGAGCAGUUGUCAAAGGGGACGGCCACAAUCACGUCUUCUGACCAGAGGACCUUCGAACUCACGGCCGAGCUUCUGACCAUAGAGCGAAAGACUAUUAAGCAGUCCGUCCGUGAAUUCAUUCCCAAUGUGAUUGAGCCUUCGUUCGGUCUGGGCCGCAUCCUUUAUGCUCUGCUGGAACACAGCUUCUGGUGCCGAGAACAGGACAUCGAGCGUGGGGUCCUGUCUCUCCCGCCGCUGGUGGCUCCAACAAAGGUCUUGAUCGUUCCAUUAAGUGCCAAAGAAGAAUUCGACCCCCUAGUGGCAGAAGUUUCUAUGAAGCUUCGCAAGGCCGGGGUGUUCUCGAGGGUGGACGAUUCCAAUACGUCGAUCGGAAAGCGGUACGCCCGGAACGACGAGCUGGGCACGCCCUUCGGCGUCACGCUGGAUUUUGCCUCCGUUGCGAAUCGGACAAUGACACUCCGGGAACGCGAUACGACCGCGCAGCGUAUCGGCGAUAUCGACGAGGUGAUCGCAGUGGUCACGGAGCUCGUGGAUGGGACUAUCAACUGGGCGCAGGCCUGCGAGCGGCUGCCCGCUUACGACGGCGUGCAAGCCGUCGAGUGA
Gloeophyllum trabeum ATCC 11539 is the source of this 1968-nucleotide messenger RNA. Its product is annotated as glycyl-tRNA synthetase. The transcript has 11 exons. Gene Ontology annotation, biological process: mitochondrial glycyl-tRNA aminoacylation. Gene Ontology annotation, cellular component: mitochondrion; cytoplasm. The record is from RefSeq and is a predicted model, not a curated record. NCBI's taxonomy places the organism in Eukaryota, Fungi, Basidiomycota, Agaricomycetes, Gloeophyllales, Gloeophyllaceae. The coding region runs from base 1 to 1968 and encodes 655 amino acids. Gene Ontology annotation, molecular function: ATP binding; glycine-tRNA ligase activity.